This is a messenger RNA of Rhinolophus ferrumequinum (greater horseshoe bat), 645 nucleotides long. RefSeq names its product coiled-coil-helix-coiled-coil-helix domain containing 2 (gene CHCHD2). The transcript is spliced from 4 exons. NCBI's taxonomy places the organism in Eukaryota, Metazoa, Chordata, Mammalia, Chiroptera, Rhinolophidae. Gene Ontology annotation, biological process: positive regulation of transcription by RNA polymerase II; mitochondrion organization. Gene Ontology annotation, molecular function: sequence-specific DNA binding. The record is from RefSeq and is a predicted model, not a curated record. Gene Ontology annotation, cellular component: nucleus; mitochondrion. Bases 117 to 587 code for a protein of 156 amino acids.
GAGGCCAGCCCCGCCCCCUGUCUUCCACUCUCCAGUUCAGCGGAAGCUGCCGAGUUCGCCGCCGAGUUCUCCCCGGAGUCUUUACCUUGUAGACGCUGAGCGGUCGCGCAGCUGCGAUGCCGCGUGGAAGCCGAAGCCGGACCUCCCGCAUAGCCCCUCCGGCCAGCCGGGCACCUCAGAUGAGACCUGUGCCCAGGCCAGCGCCAGCAGCUCAGCCACCAGCAGCAGCUCCACCAUUUGCUGUUGGCUCACCUGCUCCGGCACCCCGGCAGCCAGGUCUGAUGGCCCAAAUGGCAACCACUGCAGCUGGUGUGGCUGUGGGCUCUGCUGUUGGCCACACAUUAGGUCAUGCCAUCACUGGGGGCUUCAGUGGAGGAAGUAAUGCUGAGCCCGCAAGGCCUGACAUCACUUACCAGGAGCCUCAGGGAACCCAGCCGGCAUACCAGCAGCAGCAGCAGCAGUUUGGCCCGUGCCACUAUGAGAUGAAACAAUUUUUGGAGUGUGCCCAGAACCAGGGUGACCUGAAACUUUGUGAGGGUUUCAGUGAGGUGCUGAAACAGUGCAAAUUUGCAAAUGGAUUAGCCUAAUGAAGUUCAAAUUGAAGAUACGGAAACUCAUCUCUCAUGACCAUGUUAAUUUAGUAUA